This is a messenger RNA of Abrus precatorius (Indian licorice), 1771 nucleotides long. RefSeq names its product amino acid permease 3-like. The record is from RefSeq and is a predicted model, not a curated record. Bases 107 to 1567 code for a protein of 486 amino acids. The transcript is spliced from 7 exons. Lineage: Eukaryota; Viridiplantae; Streptophyta; Magnoliopsida; Fabales; Fabaceae. Gene Ontology annotation, cellular component: plasma membrane.
GUGAAGGUCGUGAAAAUUUGACCAAACCACACACUCUCUCCACACAGCAAGAACAACACAGCUCACAAAUCCUCUCUCUCUCUCUCUUCUGGGUUCCACAUUCAAGAUGGUUGAAAACGCUUCAAGAAGCAACCUUGGUUUCCACCAAGAUUUUGGCAUGGAGGAGCACCGCAUUGAUGCCGUUCUUCCAAAACUUGAUUCCAAGUCAUACGACGAUGAUGGCCAUGUUAAGCGAACAGGAAACAUCUGGACAACAAGCUCGCACAUAAUAACUGCAGUAGUGGGUUCUGGGGUGCUAUCCCUAGCAUGGGCCAUGGCCCAAAUGGGUUGGAUUGCUGGGCCUUUGACGAUGGUGUUCUUCAGUUUGAUAACUUUGUAUACAUCAGCUCUUCUUGCUGAUUGCUAUCGCUCUGGAGACCCCAUUUCUGGGAAGAGAAACUACACUUUCAUGGAAGCAGUUCAAAACAUUCUCGGUGGAUACUAUUCUACGUUUUGUGGGUUAUUUCAGUACUCAAAUCUUUAUGGCACUGCCAUAGGAUACACAAUUGGGGCCGCCAUAAGCAUGAUGGCGAUAAAGAGGUCAAAUUGUUUCCAUUCCUCAGGCGGGAAAAACCCGUGUCACGUGCCAAGCAACCCAUAUAUCAUCAGCUUUGGCAUAAUACAAAUUUUAUUUUCUCAAAUUCCAGAUUUUCAUAAAACAUGGUGGCUCUCAAUACUUGCAGCAAUCAUGUCUUUCACUUACUCAAUAAUUGGCCUCGCUCUCGGAAUUGCCAAAGUUGCAGAAACGGGUUCUUUCAAAGGUACUCUCACAGGUGUAAGCAUUGGAACUGUGACAGAAACCCAAAAAGUAUGGGGGGUUUUCCAAGCUCUUGGUAACAUAGCCUUCGCCUAUUCAUAUUCUCAAAUUCUCAUUGAAAUUCAGGACACCAUAAAAUCUCCACCAUCUGAAUCAGAGACGAUGAAGAAGGCUGCAAAGGUAAGCAUUGGAGUGACCACAACGUUUUAUAUGCUUUGUGGCUUCAUGGGCUAUGCUGCUUUUGGAGACGCAGCACCUGGGAACCUGCUUACUGGAUUUGGUUUUUAUAACCCAUAUUGGCUUAUAGACAUUGCUAAUGCUGCUAUCGUAAUUCACCUUGUGGGAGCAUACCAAGUCUAUGCCCAGCCCCUCUUUGCCUACGUUGAACAAAAGGCCGCAAAAAGAUGGCCCAUAGUUGAGAUGGAACACAAAAUUCAGAUUCCUGGUUUUGGUUCUUACAAUCUAAACCCAUUUAGAUUGGUUUGGAGAACAUUGUUCGUUAUCAAAACCACUGUUAUAGCAAUGUUGAUUCCAUUCUUCAAUGACGUAUUGGGAUUACUUGGAGCACUGGGGUUUUGGCCUUUAACUGUUUUUUUCCCGGUGCAGAUGAGUAUCUCACAGAAGAGGAUCCCAAAGUGGAGUACGACGUGGAUUUGUAUGCAAAUUCUUAGUGUUGUCUGCUUCAUAGUAUCACUUGUGUCUGCUGUAGGCUCAGUCGCUAGUAUCGUGAUUGACCUACAAAAAUACAAACCGUUCAGCGUAGAUUAUUAAACCCUAUCCACUGCCUCUGCGAGUUUUGAAAAAACUGCUGCGUGCAGUGAUGGUAGGAAUGGAAUGGUAGUAGUUUCUUGUAUCGUUUAGUUUAUUUAGCAUAUAGGUACUGAAUGCUAUCUCAAUAUCAUCUCGUCAGCUAAAUGCAUCGAGUUUAAUAAACAUUAGUUAUUAUCCUCAAUCGGCACGAAUAUGUUUUUGGGC